Molecule: messenger RNA, 1921 nt
Organism: Daldinia vernicosa
Lineage: Eukaryota; Fungi; Ascomycota; Sordariomycetes; Xylariales; Hypoxylaceae
Product: amino acid permease/ SLC12A domain-containing protein
Exons: 1
Coding region: 302-1786 (494 amino acids)
Biological process (GO): amino acid transmembrane transport
Cellular component (GO): membrane
Molecular function (GO): amino acid transmembrane transporter activity
Source: RefSeq, a predicted model, not a curated record
CUAUGAUUUUGCCUUUUGAGCUCAGAUACAGAGAUAGGUUUUGUAAAUCUAUAUAACCCUGUCUACCCUCUGCCCGUUUCUUCCUGGAUUCUUGGAAUGAGAGUAAUCCUCAAUUCAUACGCGCACGACCAUAUAAGUCCUACUCUGAUAGCAUAGCUACCAGCAUCCAGUUCGUCUUGCAGUCAUCCUCUAACGAAGGCUCAGAUUUGGCUAUACAAAAUCAGGUCCAACGAUAUCCCUACUAAAUCAUACCUUAGGUACCUAUACCUAUCACGAUUUACUUUACUCUUUAUUCUUCAUCAUGGAUCUCACUAGCUCGGCCGACACGUCGCUCCAGAAGGUCAUCACGACCCGCCAGUUCGUCUUGAUGGCCCUCAGCAGCUCCAUCGGUGCCGGUGUGCUCCUCGCUACCUACUCCAGUCUGGCAGUAGGAGGCUCCGGAUCACUCCUCAUAUCUUUCACUGUAGUCGGAUUUGCCGUGUGGAUUACCAUGUGCGCUCUCGGUGAGCUCUCGGCCGCAUUCCCACUUAGUGGCUCCUUCUACGAAUAUUCAGUGCGCUUCAUCUCGCCGGCAUGGGGCUUUGCCAUGGGAUGGAACUACGUCAUAAACUUCAUCUUCAUUGUCGUCUUCGAGCUGGUGGUCAUGCUGCUUUGCACGCGGUAUUGGGAACCGGACUUGCCAGCAUACUAUGUCCUUCCGGGGUUCAUAAUCGGGCUCGUCCUUGUGAACGCGUUUGGCGCAAAGUGGUAUGCCGAAGCAGAGAACGUUUUCGCGGUCUGCAAGAUGUUCGUUCUCACGGCUUUUAUUAUUGUCGCCGUCCUCAUCGUCACCAAAAACAUUCCGGCUGAUACCCGACCCGCCGAGGAGCUCGGGGUUAACUUGUGGACGCAAAAUGCAUUCAGGCAUGGCCCUAUCGGAUUUCUCUAUGUCUUUAUGACUGCCGGGAUGGCAUAUGGAGGAACUGAGAUGCUUGGUCUCACUGCCGCCGAGUGUGAAAAGCCUCAGAAAGUCAUGCCUCUCGCUUGCAACAUUGUACCAUUCCGAAUUAUUUGGCUAUACCUGGUUCCUAUCUUGAUGCUCGGCAUGGUACUUAAGGUAUCCCUUGACGACAAGGUUCAAUCUGGUGGAAUGAGUCCCUUGGUCGCUGCGAUGGAUCAAGCCAAUAUCCCAAUACUAGGUAGCAUCUUCAACGGCAUCACCAUCAUCGCUAUCUUUUCUAUGGCGAGUGCUAGCGUUUUUGCCUCGUCGCGAGCUCUUCAAGCCAUGUCGGCAAGAGGAAUGGGGCCACGCCUCUUCGCAAAGAUAAAACGGGGUUACCCAAUCUGGGCACUGGCAUUGGUAUUCUCGAUUUCGCUGCUAUCGUUCAUCACACUAUCCAAAGACGGUGACAUAGUGUUUAACUGGCUCUUGGCCCUGGCUUCUGGCUCAAACUACUUUACCUGGAUUUCCAUCUGCGUAUGCCACAUCCGACUCCGGCUUGCUAUACGUAGAAAGGGGCUGGAGAAUCGAGAUGUACUGAAGUGGCAGUCCCCACCUGGAAUCGGCGGAAGCAUGAUAGCGAUUGUAAUAUUCGUCUUUGGUCUCGCAGCUCAGAUUAUCGCGGCGGCGAAGAGUCCGCUCCCGAGUCCCCCUCAUGUUCUCUCGAGCUUUCUAGGAAUUAUUGUUGUUUUCAUAUUCUGGGCAGGAUAUAUGGUACUCGGGAAAAGUGUGCUUUUGACUCCCCUCGAUCAAAUCGACCUUCAAGCUAAGGCGACGGAACCAGUUGAGAAUGGCGAGAGAGUCUAAAUCACUGGAAACGGAAUGUCGCAUAAUUGUUAAUGAUAUAUAUUAAUAUGAAUAGAGGAUGGUAGUAAUUAUUAUUUAUAUAUCUGUCUGUGUUUACUGUGAUGCUUCGUCUCUCAUUGAAAAUGUAGAUGGAUG